AUGGGAAGACCCUUCCUAACUACUGGGCAUAUUCUUAUCGACUAUAAGAAGGAUGAGCUCACCAUGAGAGUGACCGACCAAUGUGUCACUGUUAGUGUUUUCCAUACUCUCAAGUACAUGGAUGAGUCUGAAGAAUGUCAGAACAUUUUCAAAGUGGAUUCAUUGAAGCAGGAGAAGGUACUCAAGCGAUGUGAGGAGGUCAACCUCGUGUUGAAUUGGGAAAAGUGUCACUUCAUGGUGACCAAAGGCAUUGUGCUAGGCCAUAAGAUCUCUCAUAAGGGCAUUGAAAUGGACAAAGCCAAAAUCAAGGUGAUUGAGAAGCUACCCCCACAAUAUCUGUCAAGGGCAUUAGAAGCUUCCUUGGACAUGUUGGGUUCUAUAGAAGAUUCUCAAGGACUUAUCCACGAUAUCCAAGGCACAUUCAUCUUCGAUAAAAAUUGCCAUUACAUAUUCAUUGAGCUAAAACAAAGGAUUAUCUCUGUACCUAUCGUGGUUCCCCCCGAUUAG
Hibiscus syriacus is the source of this 507-nucleotide messenger RNA. RefSeq lists its product as uncharacterized. The record is from RefSeq and is a predicted model, not a curated record. NCBI's taxonomy places the organism in Eukaryota, Viridiplantae, Streptophyta, Magnoliopsida, Malvales, Malvaceae. The transcript is spliced from 2 exons. The coding region runs from base 1 to 507 and encodes 168 amino acids.